Messenger RNA from Daucus carota subsp. sativus, 1745 nucleotides. RefSeq names its product cytochrome P450 72A397-like. The transcript has 5 exons. Bases 100 to 1668 code for a protein of 522 amino acids. The record is from RefSeq and is a predicted model, not a curated record. NCBI's taxonomy places the organism in Eukaryota, Viridiplantae, Streptophyta, Magnoliopsida, Apiales, Apiaceae. Gene Ontology annotation, molecular function: oxidoreductase activity, acting on paired donors, with incorporation or reduction of molecular oxygen; monooxygenase activity; heme binding.
UACUGUUAUCCAUUUCCUUAUAUGACACAGAGAACAGCUAUUUAACAACACACUUGCUUACUUCUUUAGGUAUAUUUCACUCUCAUCUGCAGAUCAGCUAUGGAAGUAAUCAACACAGAGGGGAUGAAAACUAUUGCAGCAAGUCUAGUAUUAGCUUUGCUUGUGGGAUGGGCAUGGAGAGUUCUCAACUGGGUAUGGCUGAGACCACGGAACAUGGAGAAGUGCUUAAGAAAACAAGGCCUCCAUGGAAACUCCUACCGUUUCUUGUUCGGAGAUUCCAAAGAAAACUCGAAGAUGGUUAAGAAUGCUAGAUCAAAGCCUAUCACUCUUUCUGAUGAUGUUGUCGCUCGUGCAAGUCCGUUUAUUUAUCACACUGUCCAGAAAUAUGGGAAGAAUAGUUUCAUAUGGUUUGGACCAACUCCGAGGUUGCUUGUCACAGAUCCUGAGCUUAUGAAAGAAGUGUUGACGAAGAACUAUAGAUUCAAGAAGCUUAAGCAGAACCCGAUUGUGAGGAUGUUUUCUUAUGGGCUGGGAAGCAUCGAAGGGGAUCAGUGGGCUCAGCACCGGAAACUACUCACUCCAGCUUUCCAUCUUCACAAAUUGAAGCUUAUGCUACCAGUAAUGCAUAAUAGUUGCACAGAGAUGGUUAGAAAAUGGGAAAAAAUGGUGGAGAAGAACGGGUGGUGUGAAUUCGACGUUGUGCCUCACCUUCAUACAUUAACAAGUGAUGUGAUUUCGCGUACUGCAUUUGGAAGUAGCUACAAGGAGGGAAGCAAGGUGUUUGAGAUUCAGCGCCAGCAGAUCCAGCUUGUAAUGAAGGCUCUGCAAUCAGUAUACAUUCCUGGAUGGCGAUUUCUACCAACCAAGAGUAACAAGAGGAUGAAGGAGCUAAAUCUUAUAAUACAAUCAUCCUUGAAAGACAUCAUCGACAAAAAGACCAAGGCAAUGCAGGCAGGAGAAAGUAGCAGCGAUGACUUGCUUGGCGUAUUAUUGGAAUCCAUUUCCAAUGAGCAACUUCAAAGCGGAUCAAGAAAUGCUGGAAUGAGCCUGGACGAUGUGAUAGGCGAAUGCAAGCUUUUCUACUUUGCUGGCCAAGACACGACCUCAAAUGUCCUUGUCUGGGCAUUGAUUUUACUAAGCCAUCAUUCUGAUUGGCAAACUCGUGCCAGAGAAGAGGUUACCCGAGUGUUGGGAAGUCAUGGCACACCUGAUUUUGACAAUCUCAGCCAUCUCAAAGUUGUGACUAUGAUUUUGCACGAGGUUUUGAGAUUAUAUCCGCCAGGAGAUAUACUGAUCCGGAAGGUACACGAGGAAACUACACUAGGAGCACUGACCUUACCUCCUGGAGCGGAAGUUUGUCUACCGAUCUUGCUUCUCAAUUACGACAAAGAUGUUUGGGGAGAGGAUGCGAAAGAGUUUAAUCCAGAGAGAUUUGCAGGAGGAGUGUCGAAUGCAACAAAAACUAAUCAGGCAGCAUAUUUGCCAUUCGGAUGGGGACCCAGAAUAUGCAUUGGACAAAACUUUGCACUGCUGGAAGCUAAACUAGCUCUUGCUACCAUUUUACAACACUUCUCUUUUGAGCUUUCGGCCUCCUACACACAUGCCCCAACUACUGUCAUAACUCUUCAACCACAGCAUGGCGCUUAUUUGAUUGUACACAAGCUUUAGUUAUGAUUGAUAUCCGCCAGCUGAUAAAAUAGUAAUGAACUAAUUCAGACAAUAAUACUUUUUAUUCUUGUCUUCCA